Messenger RNA from Bufo gargarizans (Asiatic toad), 1302 nucleotides. It is a transcript of the gene PBK, whose product is annotated as PDZ binding kinase. Gene Ontology annotation, molecular function: protein serine/threonine kinase activity; ATP binding. Lineage: Eukaryota; Metazoa; Chordata; Amphibia; Anura; Bufonidae. The transcript has 7 exons. Gene Ontology annotation, biological process: protein phosphorylation. The record is from RefSeq and is a predicted model, not a curated record. Bases 95 to 1078 code for a protein of 327 amino acids.
GACCCGUGACGUCACGGACGGGAGCGCGCUUGCUGUAGUUUGAAAGUGUCGCGGGAGGAAGGAGCGGAUUUUGGAGCCGGUACCAGCAGACAGCAUGGAGACCUCAGAGAGCAGCUUCAAGACCCCCUGUAAGGUGGAGAGGAAGAAGAGCUCCGGACCCUGCACCCCCUCCCCCUCCUUCGCUAUCCCAGCCUCACCAUUCAUGAAGAAGUUUGGUUACGGCACAGGAGUCAGCGUCUACCUCAUGAAAAGGUCACCUAAAGGUUUAUCCCACUCUCCUUGGGCUGUGAAGAAGGUGAAUAAGCAAUGUGAUAAGUCCAGCAAGAACCUGUAUGAGAAAAGACUGAAUGAUGAGGCCCAAAUCCUCAAAAACCUGCAACACCCCAACAUCAUCGGUUACCGGGGGCUGACCAAGACCAAUGAUGGCAGCCUGUGCCUGGCCAUGGAGUACGGCGGAGAGAAGUCCCUAAACGACCUCAUAGAGGAGAGGAACGAGAAGUGCCAGGGCCCGUUUCCUGCUGACACCAUUCUUAAAGUGGCCCUGAACAUGGCGCGGGGCCUGAAGUACCUGCACAUUGAUAAAAAAAUCCUCCACGGAGACAUCAAGUCCUCCAACGUUGUCAUCAAAGGAGACUUUGAGUCCAUCAAAAUCUGUGAUGUCGGGGUGUCGCUGCCGCUGGACGAGAACAUGAUCAUGACCGAUCAGAAGGCAUAUUACAUCGGCACUGAGUCCUGGAAACCCAAGGAAGCUCUGGAGGAGGACGGGGUAAUCACAGACAAGUCAGACAUCUACGCCUUUGGCCUGACUCUGUGGGAGAUGAUGACCCUGUCCAUCCCUCAUCUCAACCUGCCACCUGAAGAUGACGAUGAUGAAGAGGACUCGUUCGAGGAAGACGACUUUGACGAGGACGCCUACUAUGAAGCCCUGGGGACGCGGCCCGCGCUGAACGCAGAUGAGCUGAACGAUUCCUACCAGCGGGUCAUCGAACUGUUCUACAUGUGCUCGAGUGAGGACCCCAAGGAGAGACCCUCUGCUGCCCAGAUUGUGGAGGCCUUAGAGGCGGAGAACAUCCAAUGAGUAUUUUUAGGGCUGAGCUAGGCUCAGGGUGUCUCCAGUUUUAGAGUUUUUAAAGUGCCAAUUUCCUUAGAAAGUUACCAAGAGACGGUUUAGAUAAGUUACAUAGAUAGAGGCGUUACAAUGAGGAGAAUGUAUGGUAAAGAGGCAGAUACAUCGCCCCCAGAGGCGAGGGAGAAAACUGCACCUAACACAGCAACUUGUGGUGCAGAAAAGUCUUUGUUUAG